Molecule: messenger RNA, 1894 nt
Organism: Wyeomyia smithii (pitcher-plant mosquito)
Lineage: Eukaryota; Metazoa; Arthropoda; Insecta; Diptera; Culicidae
Gene: dgt3
Product: augmin complex subunit dgt3
Exons: 7
Coding region: 12-1838 (608 amino acids)
Source: RefSeq, a predicted model, not a curated record
UUCGUUGCUUGAUGAGUACUGAAGUUGCAACGGUUUGUGUUGAAUUUUUAAUAAUAUCUACAACGUAUUUGUUUCGGUUUAUAACAAUGGAAGAGUCAGGAAAGAAUUUGGGUAUUUUGAAACGAAUCAGUGGCAUCGAUGUAAGUCGAUUGUGGCUUCUGCAUGAUGAAUCGUUUAAAGAAUUUUUCGAUUGGUUUGGUCAAUCUGUUGAUGAGGACAAUUUAAUCACAGACAGUCUUCUGAGAGAAUACGGUACACUAGAGAAUGACGGUUUGGUGUUAUCUGAUGAGGAGGUGCAGAGGGAAUUGAAAAUCUUAGAGCAGGACUAUCCAAACAUAUUAGUAAACAAGGACAGUGAUGUGCAAGUUUAUGAGGAGAAACUGGAACAGCUAAUGGCAAUCGAAGAGGAGUACGAGCGGCUCAUAGCCGAUGCCAAGAAAACAGAAAUAUCUCUUACUAGAGAACUUUCCGAUUUGGAGCUAAAAAUUAUCGAUGCAGAAUUCAAUCAAGGGCAAGUGUUCUCCGAGUGCACGGAUAAAGCUACUUUCCUGAAUGAUAUCCAAUCGAGUACUCAACAACAGAUCUUUGAAAUGCAUCAGUGCUAUGUUUCGAAACAAAAUCCACCCCUCUUCAUAUACCAAAUGCCGAUUGAGCAGUUCAAUAUGAAAUGUGAUCAAUUUCUAAAGUAUCUGGAGAUGUACAUAAGAAGGCAUUUUUCUGUUAGAAAGCUGGACGAUAGCGAUCACGAUCUAGACUACUGUCAAGACCAUCGAGAUUCUGUUGUGCAGUUGGAAAGUAUUAAAGCGAGAUUAAAUUUAGGCGAACUAAAACUGCUCGAAGUGAAGAAGGAAUACCAUGGCCUUAGUAAGAUGAUGGAUCGUAUUCAUGAUUUGUGCUGGCAGCCGAUGAAAAUAUCGGCAAUGAGAAAAAUGUGCACGGAACUGACUUGUGCAAACGAACAGGACCGGUUACGUAUCGACGUGAUGAAGCAGGAGUUGGAAAUGUAUGUGCGGCAAUCGAACGAACAACGUAUCGAAGGUAUUCUGUACGAAAACACUAAACUUAAACUCGAUCGUGCUGUAAGUCGGUUGGAGUACAUUAAGAAACUGGCUGAAAUUAUCUCCCGCGCUUUGAUGAACGCCGAAAUGCUAUGGGUCUGCAUGCAUUUAGACCUGGAAAAGAUAAAAAACAAGUUCGAUAACAGUGAUGAACUAAACUCGGAAACGCAAAGGUGUCUGAAACGGAUUGAAGCAUUAAAUGCAGUGGAAAAAAAUCACACUUACGAGGAAGCAUACGAGGAGUUUGUGGCACAAUUUUCGGCUCUCCUUGGUUCUCUUAACCUCAAUCACUCGAGUGGAGAUCGGUCGAUUAGUUUGAAAAACUGUGUUCAGGAUUUCGCGGAUUAUAGGACUCGGGUUUUUAAGAACUUACAGUCGGUUGUAGGCGGGAAGUACUACAAAAAUAUGAACGAUUUAAUGGAAGAUCUAGAGCAGUGCGAAUUGCAGCUUUUGAAAUACGUUUAUGAUGGACCCGUUAAUGGGCCACAGUUCUUUGAUCAGCAGUAUCAGGAACGAAUACAGCGAUUAGAUUUCGAUAUGAAACAAAUAGAGAACGCUCUAAAAACCCUCAAGACUGAUUAUCAACAAAACAUCAACGAGCCUAAGAAUAAUGAGAAAUUUUGGCGAUACAGGCAAAACUUGUGGGUGUGGUUCUUGACCGAGCCAAAAAAAGUCGCGAUUGCCAUUAAAGAAGUUACAGCGGCUGCUACACAGAUGGCGGCAUAUAAAAGUAUUUCUGGUAUCAAGUGUAAGUCUAUGGUCGAUGAUAUGAAAUUUUAACCAUUGUGAUAAUAGUUAUUUUUUUACUUUUUCGAAUAAAAUUCUUAUCUUUGUAA